This is a messenger RNA of Arachis ipaensis, 418 nucleotides long. Lineage: Eukaryota; Viridiplantae; Streptophyta; Magnoliopsida; Fabales; Fabaceae. The record is from RefSeq and is a predicted model, not a curated record.
UAAAGCAAAAUUUCAGCAACUGAAAAAUGUUAUCUCGAUUCUUGGGGAUGAAGAAAAGCGAGCCAUUUAUGAUAAGAUUAGUUGUGUUGAUGAUGCUAACCUUGCCGGGGAUGUUGUCAAGAAUCUUCACAACUACUUUAGAACAAUGUACAAGAAGGUCACUGAAGCUGAUAUUGAGGAGUUUGAAGCAAACUAUAGGGGAUCUGACUCAGAGAAAAAUGAUUUGAUUGAUUUGUACAAUAAGGUCACUGAAGCUGAUAUUGAGGAGUUUGAAGCAAACUAUAGGGGAUCUGACUCAGAGAAAAAUGAUUUGAUUGAUUUGUACAAGAAGUGCAGAAGUGUUUGUUUGGAUUGGCCAGUCUGUGGACCCAAAAGAAAAACAAAAUGAUUUUGAAAUUGGCCAGGUAAACAUGCUCAA